UUGGCAAAAUUAAAAUGGCAGCUUAAGCUAUUAAAGUGAGGAGCUUUUAAUCAUUGGCUGCAAGAAUUCAAGGUUGGUGGAAUAGAAGGGGAGGGAUUAAAGUCUUUGAACGGCAGAGCGACAUCUCCACUCUGAUCUCUGCACAGGGCCCUGCUGGUGCUUGUCGGAAUAUCCCUACAACUUCAAGCUUUGCCGAAGAGCCCGACUGGAGUCCAUGGUGCCCACGUUUCUCUCAGAGCGCGGAGUCAGGGAUGCAGCGUCGCCAUGGGUCUCAUGGAGUUUUACCUGGAGAUUGACCCAGUCACUCUAAACCUCAUCAUCCUCAUCGCCAGCUACGUGAUCUUGCUUCUGGUCUUUCUCAUCUCUUGCAUCCUGUACGACUGCCGGGGCAAAGACCCUUCCAAGGAGUACGUUUCCGAGCCCCCCGCCCCCCAGCAACAGUCUCCCAUCCGGCUCGUGGUGAUGCAAAACUCCCCGGCCUCGUCGCGUUAUAAUGAGCAGAACAACACAGCUUCCUCCAACUUCACACCUUUGACCCCUGACAUGCGUGAGAAGAGGAGCACGCUGGUCUGACACAUCCAGAGACUAUAGUGCUAAAAUUGAAACCUAAUUUGAAAGGAAAGAGAGCAUCCAUCUGCUUUCAUUAGUUUAUUGUGGACAUUUUCAUCAUGGAAAUGGAGUUAUUUUAUCCUCUGGACACUGGAUAGAGGCCAGUAGAAGAUACAUGUGCAUGCCUAAACAGGGCUAAUGUCUGGACACUUGUACAGUCACAAUGUUGUCUGCCAUAAAAAGUGCAUAUGAUUUUGCAGCUAUGUCAAAAGCAUAAAUGUUGUGUUAGUGUGCAACACUAAGUAUAUAACUUAUACAUUUUGAAUGUGUCUGUUGUGAAGUUUGAAUGUGUGCAUGUUUGUAAAUGUGUAUAUAGGUAUAGGUAUAUUAUAAAAGAUACAUUUACAAUAAUAUAAGGAUUGUUUCACAGUAAAAACAAUAAAUAAUAAUUCAAUGGACACUGAUGAACCCACUUGGCUGAAUGCAAUUGUUAAAUCAUCAUCUAUAUUUAUGCACUGCAUUUGGCAUAUGCUUUUUUUCCCCAAAGCAACAUACUUUGCAUUCAGUAUACUAUAUUUUACUGUAUAUGUAUUCCCCAGGAAUCAAAUGCUGAUGAGAAAUUGAUCAUCAUCAGUCAUCAUCUAAAAUGCAAUAUAUUUAUGAAGUAUAAUAAUAAUAAUAAUAAUAAUAAUAAUAAAAAGGCAACACUUUACAAUAUGGUCUCAUUUGUUAACAUUAGUUAUUGCAUUAACUAAUGAACAAACAAUGAGCAAUAUAU
This is a messenger RNA of Megalobrama amblycephala (Wuchang bream), 1327 nucleotides long. RefSeq names its product small integral membrane protein 36 (gene smim36). The transcript is spliced from 2 exons. The coding region runs from base 265 to 573 and encodes 102 amino acids. The record is from RefSeq and is a predicted model, not a curated record. Lineage: Eukaryota; Metazoa; Chordata; Actinopteri; Cypriniformes; Xenocyprididae.